UAAAAAUACUAAAAGUGGGAUAAUACAACUGGAAUUAGCAUCCAGCCAUACAGAAUUAUGGGUAAUCAUCAUCCUGUUGCAAGUUGCAACUCUUCUAGCACCGUUAACAAGGACCUGGUCAUUCUUGUGGAUAUAAUAUCCCAACUGCAAGAACAGGUGAAUACAAUUGCAGGUCUUGCCUUUAAUACCUUUGGGUUGCUUCAGACUCAGAGGGAUGCUCCUCCAGUUAGGUUGUCUACUAAUUUUCCAGAACCUCCUGCUACUCCUGCUAGUAAUGCAGAGGAUGCUACUAAUCUUGCUGAGCAGCCAAAGAACACGAGUGCAGGACUUGUCAAGGCUGCCAAGCAGUUUGAUUCGUUGGUAGCUGCCCUUCCGGUGGCUGAGGGAGGCAAAGAAGCUCAGCUGAAAAGAAUUGCCAAACUUCUGGCUGAAAAUGAUGUCUUAGGCCAAGAACUACUAAAACAACUGGAAGCUGCGGAAAAGGAAUUAAAGCAAGUGCAGGAGUUGUUCAGGCAAGCAACAGACGACUGCUUGAACUUUUAAGAAACCGGAUUGAAGGCUAGGCAAUUUUUUAGCAUAAUUUUGAUGAGUAUGUUGCCGUAAUAUGUUUGGUAACGUGCUCAAAUAGAUGCUUUUCGCACUGCAAAAUCUCGUCCGAGAAGCCGUUUCCUAGUAUCUUGCUGAUAAUUUUGAGGUUCAGUAUAUGAAGGAAUGGAAGAUGGGUUAUUUACAGAUAUUUCAAUA
Coffea arabica (coffee) is the source of this 744-nucleotide messenger RNA. RefSeq names its product mediator of RNA polymerase II transcription subunit 21-like. Gene Ontology annotation, cellular component: mediator complex. NCBI's taxonomy places the organism in Eukaryota, Viridiplantae, Streptophyta, Magnoliopsida, Gentianales, Rubiaceae. Gene Ontology annotation, biological process: regulation of transcription by RNA polymerase II. The record is from RefSeq and is a predicted model, not a curated record. Gene Ontology annotation, molecular function: transcription coregulator activity.